This is a messenger RNA of Clupea harengus (Atlantic herring), 628 nucleotides long. Its product is annotated as alpha-ketoglutarate dehydrogenase component 4-like. Lineage: Eukaryota; Metazoa; Chordata; Actinopteri; Clupeiformes; Clupeidae. Gene Ontology annotation, molecular function: oxoglutarate dehydrogenase (succinyl-transferring) activity. The record is from RefSeq and is a predicted model, not a curated record. Gene Ontology annotation, cellular component: oxoglutarate dehydrogenase complex. Gene Ontology annotation, biological process: 2-oxoglutarate metabolic process.
GCUGAGCGACCUACUAAUAACAUACAGAUGGAAGAGGAAGCAUUAUGUGAAUGACGGAAGAAAAAUGGCAGCAGCUGGGAGGUUGGCUGUGCAGGCCGUGCGCCAUCACGCCCCAAUGAUAAAGUUCCCUAAUCGCCAGGUCAUGCCGAGGCCAAACGUGGAAGAUAUGCUGAAAAGUACAGGUAACAUCUACAUGGCCCCGAGUUCUCCCAUGACUUCAUUAACAGCCAAAUCACCUCCUACUCAAAUCAGCUACGUCCACCGCCUGUCUGGUCCAGCUGACAGCGUCGCCACCAUCCGCGAGCUCCCAAUGAAGUACCGCAGACAAAUGCUGCUCCUAGAGGAAAUGGAGUACAUACAGCGUGGAGGACCCGAGUGACCAUUGACAACUGUGGAGCCAAAGUGUGUUAAAUGAACAGAAUAUUUGUAUGCACCUCUGUUGGCUGAAAAUCAGUGUUUAAUCAAAUCCUGUGGGUAUGUAAAGUAGAGGUGCCUUCGCUAUUUCUCUUCAAUUAUGCACAAUGUAAAUAUUAUUGUAUUCAUUGGUUACAUUAAAGUAACAGUAUGUAGCAAUUGUACUUCAGGGUUAGGAUUAGCUAUUUUACCUUAAAAUAAAUUGGGGCGCUAC